UAAUAGACACAUUGGACUCUGACCUCACUUUAGUUUAGUGAGAGCUUUCAGAGAAAGUAAAACGAGCUUUGUAAACUAAAACUAUUAACCUCUUUAAACAACAGAGUAUUUCAAAGACCCUUGUGGACACAUCUGAUAUUCACAGGUAUGUCAUCCUUCAGUGGUCCGCUGACUGAGGAGCUUCAGUGCUCUAUAUGUCUGGAUGUGUUCACUGAUGCAGUCACUGCUCCAUGUGGACACAACUUCUGCAAGACCUGUCUGAAUAAGUACUGGGACAACAGCCAGACCUGCAACUGCCCAUACUACUCAACGGAGGAAGACACAGAAAGACGUGCAGCAGUUGAUCCAGGAAAAAAAAUCAAGAAUAUUCAAGACAUCAAACACUCAGCAGAAGUCAGAAAAGUGAGUUUAAAACAGGCCUCAUUAAAUUAUAUUCAUCUAACUAUUUAUUAAAAAUCAUUUAGUAGUGACGUUCAGUAGUAAGUCAUUUAUAAGUGAUUAUUUAAUGAUGAACUAAUCAUUUACAAAACAUAACUAUGUGUUCAUAAAUGAUUAAUAAGUGAUAUAUUAAUAUUUUGACUUAUGUUUUGUAGAUUAAGUUAUAAAUGAUUCACAAAUGAUCAGAUAAUGAUGAGCUAAUCAUUUAGAAAACAUGACUUAAGUUAUCUUAAGUUAUAAGUUAUCGUAAGUUAUCUUCAAAAAAAUAGCAUAUCAUGAAAUAAGUUACUAGUUAAUAUAUUAUUAAUCACUUAUAAAUCAUUGAAAUGUCAACAUUGUACCAUUAUCUCACAGUGUUAAAAAUAUUCCAUGUGUCAAAGAAGAUAUCUGUCUACACCCUCACCUGUCAGCCUGCGGAGAAUCCCUCCUUAACCUGUUGUGUAAACGCAUGAAUAAAUCCUUUACAAAGCUGUCUGCAUCCCAUAAUCUAAAGUGUGAGCUACUCGUCAGGUGUAAAUGUUUUACAAACCUGCCGGUUACAAGUUGUGUGUGUGUACACACUGGGGUGAAAGAUCUACGAAUGAUGAGUAAGACAUUAAAAACUGAUGAGUAGUUUACACUUUAGAUUAUGGGAUGCAGACAGCUUUGUAAAUGAUUUAUUCAUGCGUUUACACAACAGGUUAAGGAGGGAUUCUCCGCAGGGAGAUUUUAUUUUGAAGUGCAGGUGAAGGGAAAGACUAAAUGGGAUUAAGGAGUAGUCAGAGAAUCUAUUAACAGGAAGGGAGAGAUCAAACUGAGACCCAGUAAUGGAUACUGGACUGUGUGGCUGAGGAAUGGGAAUGAAUAUGCAGCUCUCUCUGAUCCUCCCGUUUCUCUGUCUCUGAGAGUGAAGCCGCAGCGACUCGGUGUGUUUGUGGAUUAUGAGGAGGGUCUGCUUUUAUAAUGUAGGGUCAGGCUAUUAUAUCUACUCUUUCACUGGUCAGUCUUUCAAUGGCAAACUCUAUCCAUUUUUUUAGCCCGUGCUCUAAUAAUGGAGGUAAGAACUCAGCCCCACUGAUCAUCACACCUGUCAAGACAAGAUGAAAAUCAUUCUUAUUUUUUCAAUGUUUUUUCGUUUUUAAAUUCUAUUAACUAUAAUUACACAUUUUAAAGGUAAAAUGUCAUGAUUCUUUUAGAAUAUUCAAUGAAUUAUUUUUUUCUCCCAUCUCCACCCAGCAAAGUGAAAUGGAUUUUCCAAUAUGAUAUUUUCCAAUAUCAUCCAAAUAUGAAGAUUCAGUUAUCAUUUACUAACAUUCAUAUACAUUUAAACCUGUAUGACUUCCUUCCUUGGAACCCAAAAGGAAACGUUUUGUGUUCAAGAAUGUUAGACAAUAGAAAUCAGAUUUUUGUCCAUGCAAUAGAAGUUAUUGGAAACCAAAAUGGACAAAUUUGACAGUUGUUUGGGGAAUUAUAUUUAUGGGGACAAUUUUUGUUUUAUUUUACUGUACUGAAAUUCUUAAUAGGUAGCCUAAUGUGCACUUUAUUUACUUUAUCAAUUUGUAAUGGUUAAGAGCAAAAUAUAAAUAUGUAUACUACAUGAUAUCAGUGUUGUAUUUUUUGACCCAUUUAAAGUUUUAUCACGUGUUGUUUCUGAAAUCCAACCUGAAUCCACACUUCUGCUGGAAUCCUGCUAAACAUUUUGAAGAACAGAUACUUGAAUGUUACUGUAGAUCCAGAUCAAAACCAAGAUUUGGAUUGUGUGAUCUAAUCUGAUUUCAGAAUAUUUUUUUUCUGCUGAUAUCUCUUCUUCAUUACCUAAUAGAAACAUCAAUCCCAAUACAAACAAACACAGAUGAAUCUAACACACCAAAUACACAGAGACACGUUUAAAUGUAUAAAUACAGGAGGAGCUCUGACAUCACUGGAGUUCAGGGAGAGAUUCAGAGAAAGUGAAACUAACUUGAUCAACAUCAAUACAGACAGCUGAAACAAUCAGCUGAAACUUCUUUAAAAAUCUGAAUAUUUCAACUAUCCUUGUGGAUCUGAUACCCACAGUGGAGAGUUGCUCAAGACUGAAUGGACUGUGUGCUCUUUGAAGAAUAAGUAACCCUUUGAGGUAUGUCAUCCUUCAGUGGUCCACUGACUGAGGAGCUUCAGUGCUCUAUAUGUCUGGAUGUGUUCACUGAUCCAGUCACUGCUCCAUGUGGACACAACUUCUGCAAGACCUGUCUGAAUAAGUACUGGGACAACAGCCAGACCUGCAACUGUCCAUACUGUAAAGAAACAUUCAACCAAAGACCUGAUCUCAAGAUUAAUAUCACGCUCCGAGAGCUUGUAGAUCGCUAUAAAGUAAAAAGUGCUGCGAAAAAUCUGCAGGACUAUAUAUGUCAGAAACAUGAGAGGCCUUUAGAGAUGUUCUGUAGAGAUGAUCAGACAUGUGUGUGCCUGAUGUGUGCUGUGAAAGAACACAAGACCCACAACACUGUUUCUUUAGAGGAGGAGAGUGAAGAAAAGAAGACUAAACUGAUGAAGACACAGAAAGACGUACAGCAGAUGAUUCAGGACAGAAUAAAUAAGAUUCAAGACAUCAAACACUCAGCAGAAGUCAGAAAAAGAAACACAGAGAAGGAGAAAGCAGCCCAUGCUGAACUCUUCACUCAUCUCAUCCGCUCCAUUGAGAAAUGUCAGACUGAAGUGCUGGAGAUGAUGGAGAAGCAGCAGAAAGCUGCAGAGAAAGAGGAGAAAGAGCUAAUUGAAGAGCUGGAGCAGGAGAUCACUGAACUAAAGAUGAGAAACACUGAGCUGGAGCAGCUCUCACACACUGAAGAUCACCUCCACCUCCUACAGAGUUACUCAUCCCUGUCCACCCCUACAAACACCAGGAACUGGUCUGAGAUCAGUGUGAAGACUCAUGAGAAUCUGGAGACUCUGAGGAGAGCUCUGACUCAACUUCAGGACACUCUAAACAGCAAACUUAUUCAAACUAUGUCAGAGCUGAGGUGGAUGCAGCAGUAUGCAGUGGAUGUGACUCUGGAUCCUGAUACAGCUCAUCCUACACUCAUCCUGUCUGAUGAUGGAAAACAAGUGAGACAUGGAGAUAUUGGGCAGAAACUCCCAGACAUCCCAAAGAGAUUUGAUUUCCUUGUAAGUGUCCUGGGAAAAGAGGGAUUCUCCUCUGGGAGAUUUUAUUUUGAGGUGCAGGUGAAGGGAAAGACUAAAUGGAAUUUAGGAGUAGUCAGAGAAUCUAUUAACAGGAAAGGAGAUAUCCAGCUGAAUCCCAGUAAUGGAUACUGGACUGUGGUUCUGAGGAAUGGGAAUGAAUAUUGGGCCUAUGGUCAUACUACAGUUUCUCUGUCUCUGAGAGUGAAGCCACAGCGGGUCGGUGUAUUUGUGGAUUAUGAAGAGGGCCUGGUCUCCUUUUAUGAUGUUGAUUCCAGCUCUCAUAUCUACUCUUUCACUGGUCAGUGUUUCGCUGACAAACUCUAUCCAUUUUUUUGCCCAUGCUUUAAUGAUGGAGGUCAAAAUUCAAUACCACUAAUCAUCACACCUCUCAAUUACAAUAAAUUAGUUGUACACCCCUAAUAUGUUUUAGAAACACUAUCAUCUCAAACUUCCUCCUUCCCAAAUUAUCUCAGCUCUCUGUGCCCACCUCCGUCUGUCAGUGGAUUACCAGCUUCUUUACAGACAGGCAGCAGCUAGUAAAGCUGGGAAAAUUCUCAUCCAGCACUUGAACCAUCAGCACUGGCGCCCCCCAGGGUUGUGUCCUCUCCCCACUGUUCUUUUGUCUCUAACCCAAUGACUGCACAUCUAAAGACCCCUCUGUCAAUCUCCUGAAGUUUGCAGACGACACCACACUCAUCUGCCUCAUUCAGGAUGGUGACGAGUCUGCUUACAGACAGGAGGUUAAAGAGCUGGCUGUCUGGUGCAGUCUCAACAACCUGGAACUAAACACGCUUAAAACUGUAGAGAUGAUUGUGGACUUCAGGAGGAACCCUCCUGCAAUCCCCCCACUCACCAUCAUGCACAGCAAUGUAACAACAGUGAAAACAUUCAGGUUCCUGGGCACCUCUCUCAGGACCUGAAGUGGGACAAUCACAUUGAGUCCAUUGUAAGAAAAAAGCUGAGGAAGUUUAACCUGCCACAGGAGCUGCUGAAACAGUUCUACUCCGCCAUCAUUGAAUCCAUCCUCUGCACUU
Messenger RNA from Cyprinus carpio (common carp), 4613 nucleotides. RefSeq names its product E3 ubiquitin-protein ligase TRIM39-like. Lineage: Eukaryota; Metazoa; Chordata; Actinopteri; Cypriniformes; Cyprinidae. Gene Ontology annotation, biological process: protein ubiquitination. Bases 2536 to 3999 code for a protein of 487 amino acids. The record is from RefSeq and is a predicted model, not a curated record. Gene Ontology annotation, molecular function: protein binding; ubiquitin-protein transferase activity; zinc ion binding. The transcript has 10 exons.